GGUGUUGCUAUAUAAGCAACAGGCCUGUAGAAGUCGUGCAGUUUCAGAAGAAACACCUGACGGCAGAGACUGACACAAAGGAACUUCCCAGCGGAAAUCCUUCCUUCCUCUCACUUGGCAACAAAGAGAACAGCAGUGACUGUUAAUCUAAAAAAAGCAAGAUGUCAUCAGCUAAGGGAAUAUCCAUUGGCAUCGAUCUGGGCACCACCUACUCUUGUGUUGGGGUUUUCCAGCAUGGAAAAGUGGAAAUCAUCGCCAACGAUCAAGGCAACAGGACAACUCCUAGCUAUGUUGCCUUUACUGACACAGAGAGACUCAUCGGAGAUGCUGCUAAGAACCAAGUUGCCAUGAACCCCACAAACACUGUCUUUGAUGCCAAACGGCUCAUUGGAAGAAGAUUUGAUGACCCAGUGGUUCAAAGUGACAUGAAACUCUGGCCCUUCAAGGUGGUCAAUGACAAUGGGAAGCCCAAAGUCCAGGUGGAAUAUAAGGGAGAAACAAAGACUUUCUGUCCUGAGGAGAUUUCUUCAAUGGUCCUGGUUAAAAUGAGAGAAAUAGCUGAGGCCUUUUUGGGACAGAGGGUAUUGAAUGCGGUCAUCACAGUUCCAGCUUACUUUAACGAUUCCCAGAGGCAAGCCACAAAGGAUGCUGGAGUCAUCUCGGGCCUAAAUGUUCUGCGUAUCAUAAAUGAGCCCACAGCAGCAGCCAUUGCCUAUGGCCUGGAUAAAGGUAAAAGAGGAGAGUGCAAUGUUCUCAUCUUUGAUCUAGGUGGAGGCACUUUUGACGUGUCAAUCCUGACCAUUGAAGAUGGCAUAUUUGAGGUAAAAGCCACAGCAGGGGACACACACCUCGGUGGGGAGGACUUUGACAACCGAAUGGUCAACCACUUUGUGGAGGAAUUCAAAAGAAAACACAAGAAGGAUAUCAGCCAGAAUAAGAGAGCAGUGAGGAGACUCCGCACGGCCUGUGAGAGAGCAAAGAGAACAUUGUCCUCCAGCACUCAGGCCAGCAUUGAGAUUGACUCACUGUUUGAGGGGAUUGACUUUUACACAUCAAUCACAAGGGCACGCUUUGAGGAACUAAACUCUGACCUCUUCAGGGGAACACUGGAGCCUGUUGAAAAGUCCCUACAAGAUGCUAAACUGGAUAAAUCCAAGAUUCAUGAAAUUGUCUUAGUUGGUGGUUCUACAAGAAUCCCCAAAAUCCAGAAGCUCCUACAGGAUUUCUUCAAUGGUAGAGAUCUGAACAAGAGUAUCAACCCUGAUGAAGCCGUAGCCUACGGUGCAGCAGUCCAGGCUGCUAUCCUCAUGGGGGACACCUCAGAGAAUGUCCAAGAUUUACUGCUUCUGGACGUGGCACCCUUGUCUCUGGGCAUUGAGACAGCUGGUGGUGUUAUGACACCCCUUAUCAAAUGGAACACCACUAUCCCCACAAAGCAGACUCAGAUCUUCUCCACAUACUCUGAUAACCAGCCAGGAGUCCUGAUUCAGGUGUAUGAAGGUGAAAGAGCCAUGACCAAGGACAACAAUCUCCUUGGAAAGUUUGAGCUCACAGGUCUCCCGCCUGCUCCCAGAGGUGUGCCACAGAUUGAGGUCACCUUUGACAUAGAUGCCAAUGGUAUCCUAAACGUAUCUGCAGUGGACAAAAGCACUGGCAAAGAAAACAAAAUCACAAUUACCAAUGACAAGGGCAGACUCAGCAAAGAUGAGAUUGAAAAGAUGUACAAGGCAGAGGAUGACAGGCAGAGAGAGAAGAUCACAGCAAAGAAUUCCUUAGAGUCCUACGCUUACCACAUGAAGAGCAGUGUUGAAGAUGAAGCCUUGAAAGGAAAAAUAAGUGAAGAGGAGAAAAAACUGGUCAUCGACAAAUGCAACCAGACAAUUUCCUGGCUGGAGAACAACCAGUUGGCAGAGAAGGAGGAGUAUGAGCACCAGCAGAGUGAGUUAGAGAGGGUGUGCAAACCAAUUGUGACUAAGUUGUACCAGGGGGCAGGAUCAGCAAGCUGCGGCAGCCAGGCUGGAGGUAGCUCUCAAGGUCCCACUAUCGAGGAGGUUGACUGAAUUUAGGGACU
Messenger RNA from Cyprinodon tularosa, 2071 nucleotides. It is a transcript of the gene hspa1b, whose product is annotated as heat shock protein family A (Hsp70) member 1B. NCBI's taxonomy places the organism in Eukaryota, Metazoa, Chordata, Actinopteri, Cyprinodontiformes, Cyprinodontidae. Gene Ontology annotation, biological process: protein refolding; cellular response to unfolded protein. Gene Ontology annotation, cellular component: blood microparticle; vesicle; cytoplasm. The record is from RefSeq and is a predicted model, not a curated record. Gene Ontology annotation, molecular function: heat shock protein binding; ubiquitin protein ligase binding; ATP-dependent protein folding chaperone.